Molecule: messenger RNA, 939 nt
Organism: Salvelinus namaycush (lake trout)
Lineage: Eukaryota; Metazoa; Chordata; Actinopteri; Salmoniformes; Salmonidae
Product: zinc transporter ZIP9-like
Exons: 8
Coding region: 1-939 (312 amino acids)
Biological process (GO): zinc ion transport; transmembrane transport
Cellular component (GO): membrane
Molecular function (GO): metal ion transmembrane transporter activity
Source: RefSeq, a predicted model, not a curated record
AUGGACGAGGCAAUAGCGAUUAUUUUGAUAUCCGUUGUGAUGUUUUUGGGAUGUUUUCUAGUAGGUUUGAUUCCACUUUUGAUCAAACUUUCUGAGAAAAGGCUGCAGUUUGUCAGUAUAUUCGGGGCAGGCCUGCUCUGUGGUACUGCUCUAGCUAUCAUCCUCCCAGAGGGGGUGGAACUACUGGAAGAGUCAUGGAGAGUCUCCUCCUGCUCUGUGGCCCCAGUAGCAGCCAAUAAGAAUGCCAGUGACGGUGGGGUCGGAGGUCAGCUCCAGGAGAUGGGCCCCUCUAAAGGUCUCCCAGCACGGUUCUUCAUCGGGGUCUCCCUGGUUCUAGGGUUCAUCCUCAUGUUCCUCGUGGACCGGAUCAGUAGCUACUUCUCCAUACACGGUCCACGUACUGGAACGUCCAACAGGACCAGUAUCACAGCUACAGUAGGACUGGUCAUCCAUGCUGCUGCUGACGGUGUAGUUUUAGGUGUUGCCGUGGUUUCCUCCAAGGUCACAGUUCAACUGGUGGUCUUUCUAGCUGUCAUUCUGCACAAGGCUCCUGCAGCGUUUGGCCUGGUCACCUUUCUGUUGCACGCAGGUUUAGAGAAGAGGCAGAUUCAGAAGCAUCUAUUGGUCUUCUCUGCUGCAGCACCUGUUCUCUCCAUCAUUACAUACAUUAUCCUGAACGCGAGUGGGGGUUCAGCCCAGCACCGUCUGAGCGCUACAGGUGUCGGGAUGCUCUUCUCAGCCGGAACAUUUCUCUAUGUUGCUACGGUCCAUGUACUACCAGAGGUCAGCUCCAGGGGGCAGCAGCAGAGCUUUAGCUCUCCCCACCUCCAUGGGACUGGGACCGGGCAGCAGGGCGACCUGGGGGUCCUGGAGAGCCUCACGCUGAUACUGGGAGCAGGACUACCUGUGUUACUAGCCCUGGGACUACAUGAUGACUAG